Penicillium malachiteum is the source of this 1488-nucleotide messenger RNA. Its product is annotated as sugar porter family MFS transporter. Gene Ontology annotation, cellular component: membrane. NCBI's taxonomy places the organism in Eukaryota, Fungi, Ascomycota, Eurotiomycetes, Eurotiales, Aspergillaceae. The transcript is spliced from 3 exons. Gene Ontology annotation, molecular function: carbohydrate:proton symporter activity. The record is from RefSeq and is a predicted model, not a curated record. Bases 1 to 1488 code for a protein of 495 amino acids. Gene Ontology annotation, biological process: transmembrane transport; carbohydrate transport.
AUGCUGAGUACAUUAAAGCCCAGUCGGCCAUAUUUUGGCCUACGCGGGGGAUGGUUGACCUUUUGGGUCACUGUCGCCUGUGCUACUGACAUGAUGCUAUUUGGUUAUGAUCAAGGCGUCUUUGGUGGCGUUGUUGUUACCAAGGACUUCCUUGAUACCCUCAACCUGAAUAAUAGUGCGACACUUCUAGGAACUGUGACAGCAAUUUACGACGUUGGUUGUCUAUUCGGCGCUAUAAUUGCUCUGAUAUGGGGAGAAAGAUGGGGCAGAAAAUUAUCCAUUAUGUAUGGAACUGUCGUCAUGUCCAUUGGUGCUCUGCUUCAAAUCACAGCAUACAGUGUUCCUCAAAUGAUCGUUGGUCGCAUCACUGCUGGUCUUGGCAAUGGUAUCAACACAUCAACCGCUCCCGUAUGGCAGGGUGAAACUAGCCAAGCCAAAUGGAGAGGUCGUUUAAUCGUGAUUGAGUUGACUUUGAACAUUGCUGGCUUUUCCUUGUCCAACUGGAUGACGUUUGCGUUCUCAUUUCUUCCUGGACCAGUGGCAUGGCGAUUUCCCUUAGCCUUCCAGUUUAUCUUCAUCUUCGUUCUCUUUGGCACAGUACCUUGGUUACCUGAGUCUCCCAGAUGGCUUAUUGCUCAUGAUCGGCCCGAUGAGGCUCAGGUUAUCAUUGCUGACUUAGAGGACAUGGAUGUUAGUGACCCGUAUGUGAUGACUCAAUAUACGGAGAUCGUGGCUGCGGUACAAUAUGAGCGUCAGCAUGCUGUCUCGUGGAUGGAUCUCCUACGUGGAAGAACCAAGGAGGGUGGAACAUGUGCCAUUCGUCGGAUGAUGCUGGGCGCAGGCGCUCAGUUCAUGCAACAGGCGGCAGGAAUCAAUGUAACAAGUUAUUAUUUGCCAACCGUUUUAAUGCAAUCCGUCGGCCUCUCAGAAACACUGGCCCGACUACUGGCAGCCUGUAACUCGGUGUCAUACCUUAUCGCAGGCACGAUUGGAGUGAUGAACAUCGAAAAAUGGGGUAGGAGGAGAUUAUUCAUGAUCUGCGCCUUGGGCCAAGGUUUCUGUUAUCUCCUCAUCACAGUGCUUCUACGUUUCAACGAGAAAGAAGGUUAUGCUCAUUCGAAAGAGGUAGCAUCUGCCUCGAUAGCCUUUUUCUUCCUAUAUUAUGUCUUCUUUGGCACAGGAUUUCAAGGAAUUCCGUGGCUUUUGCCUGUGGAGCUGAAUUCACUCAGCAUGCGUACCAAGGGAGCCGCAUUGGGUACGGCGACAAACUGGGCAAUCAACUUUAUGGUCGUGGAAAUCACACCGAUCGGUAUUGAGAAUCUCAAGUGGAGGUUCUAUAUUAUUUGGACGGUUAUGAAUCUGGUUUUCGUACCAACGAUUUAUUUCUUUUACCCAGAGACAGCAAACCGUCAGUUGGAGGAUAUUGAUUUAUUCUUCCGGGAGAAUGAGUCUUGGUUUGUCCAUAACAACCCCAGGCCCUCUCUCUAG